Molecule: messenger RNA, 1782 nt
Organism: Penicillium diatomitis
Lineage: Eukaryota; Fungi; Ascomycota; Eurotiomycetes; Eurotiales; Aspergillaceae
Product: NLP effector protein 10
Exons: 8
Coding region: 1-1782 (593 amino acids)
Molecular function (GO): hydrolase activity
Source: RefSeq, a predicted model, not a curated record
AUGACGCUCAAGAACUUCAUCCCUCUCAUUGCCCUGCUGCUUUUGUCAUCGUGCGCUAGAGCGAUCAAUAUCAUUUCUUCCAACGACGAUGGCUGGGCGGAAGUCAACAUUCGCAGCCUCUUCGAUAGCCUCUCCACCGCCGGCCAUUCCGUCGUAGUGGUCGCUCCGGCGGAGAAUCAAAGUGGAACAGGUUCUUCGCAAAAGCGUCCUACACCUCUCGCUGAGCCCUGUCAGUUUUCAAGUUGUCCAGCAGGCAGUCCAGCCAUCGGACACAAUGCAUCACAACCUCGGUUAAAUUAUGUCAACUCGUUUCCCGUCACAGCGAUGAAGUAUGGAAUUCACUCGAUUGGCCCUCGCUUCCACGCUGGCUCUCCCGACCUUGCGGUUGCUGGCCCGAAUGUGGGGAACAAUAUCGGUCUGACUGUUCUCCUCUCUGGCACUGUCGGAGCAGCUGCUUAUGCAGCCCACGAUGCAGGCAUCCCCGCCAUCGCUUUCUCCGGCGCUAGCGGAUCCCAAACUGCGUGGAACGCUACACCCAGCUAUCCGCACUACAGCGAACUGUACGCUCAACUCGCGACCAUGCUGGUCAACCAGGCCACUCGUUCUGGAAAGCCGUAUUUACCCCAAGAUGUCUGGCUCAAUGUCAACUUUCCAGCCGUGUCCAAUAAGUGUAAUACCACGAGUGAUUUUUCAUUCGUGCUGUCCCGUAUACACGUUGCCAUCCCGUUCAUCACACCGGCAGAUGUGGACCUGCCGAUCUUCUACGGUCGCGAAUCAUGCACGGUGAACAUGGAGUCUAUCCCGUUGGAUCAAGGACCACGCAGAGUCAUCCACAGACGAAUCAUCCUGAUCGUGCUUACCACGAGUAGCAGGGACGCGGGGAUCCUUCGUUCAAGUGGGGUACUUCCCUGUCAGGCGCCAGACCAGUUUGGGGUUGAAGUCCGCUAUCUCGUUGAACUAUCUCGGAAUGAACGCGAUUCUGCACUAUACUCCAAGGAAGGUCGAGCAUCUCGGAUUCAUGUUUUGUGCCGGCAAGCCUUCAGAGCAUUUGAAAUCAUGAUCUUCUCUCGUCUGUACGGCCCACUGGCCCUUUGUUCCUGGGCAGCGGCAAGCCCCAGCCCAAAGCUUGUCAAUCGUGGAACAAUAGCGCACGACCAGCUUGUUGGGUUUCCCCAAACCGUCCCAUCUGGUGUUACUGGCCAAGUAUAUCUUGCCUACCAGCCAACUCUGGACGUAGUCAAUGGCUGUGUACCAUUCCCUGCCGUGGAUGCCAAUGGUAACACCAACGCUGGCCUGAAGCCCUCCGGUGCACCUAGCGGCGAUUGCAGCAGCAGCACCGGCCAGAUCUACGUUCGUGGUGGAAGCCAUGGAAACUACUACGGACUGAUGUACUCGUGGUACAUGCCCAAAGACGAGCCAUCCGACGGAUUGGGUCAUCGUCAUGACUGGGAGGGUGUCAUUGUCUGGCUGUCCCAGUCUACCAGCACCUCGGCUAGUAAUGUUGUCGCAGUUUGUCCUUCGGCCCAUGGUGGCUGGGAUUGCUCUACGGAUGGAUUCACACUCAGUGGCACAACCCCCUUGAUCAAGUACUACAGCCCCAUCUGGCCCAUAGACCACCAAUGUGGUUUGACAAGCACCAAAGGAGGAUUUCAGCCGUUGAUCGCAUGGGAGUCUCUGCCUGCUGCCGCUCAAAAUGCGCUGGAAACCACGGACUUUGGCAAGGCGGAUGUGCCAUUCAACGAUGCCCGUUUCAACAACAACCUCGCUAGCGCCACUUUCUGA